Molecule: messenger RNA, 1856 nt
Organism: Danio aesculapii
Lineage: Eukaryota; Metazoa; Chordata; Actinopteri; Cypriniformes; Danionidae
Gene: fam199x
Product: family with sequence similarity 199, X-linked
Exons: 7
Coding region: 116-1240 (374 amino acids)
Source: RefSeq, a predicted model, not a curated record
AACAGCGGAUGACAACAUCGGAGGAAAAAAACAGCUAACAGCGGAAGAGGAUUGAGAUCCGAUGUUCGUUUUGGUCAUAUUAAACCCUUAAAAUAGAUAACACAACAGCUUGCAGAUGUCUGAGGGCGUCUAUGAGAAGUUUCUUGCUCCGGAAGAGCCAUUUCCACUGCUUUCACAGAGAGGAAACUUCAGCGAAGAUGCUACAUUGGAUAUUAGUGACUUUGGAUGUCAAUUGUCAUCAUGCCACCGAACAGACCCUUUACACCGCUUUCACAGCAGCAGAUGGAACCUGACGUCGUGCGGCACGAGUGUUGCCAGUUCAGAGUGCAGUGAGGAGCUCUUCUCCUCUGUUUCUGUGGGUGAUCAGGAUGACUGCUACUCACUCCUGGAUGAUCAGGAACUCACAUCCUUCGACCUGUUCCCAGAAGGCAGUGUCUGCAGUGAUGUGUCCUCCUCCAUUAGCACUUACUGGGAUUGGUCAGACAGUGAAUUUGAGUGGCAGUUACCAGGCAGUGACAUCGCCAGCGGCAGUGAUGUGUUGUCAGACAUCAUACCCAGCGUUCCCAGUUCACCCUGCCUUGUUUCCAAAAGAAAAAGUAAACCCCAUCGAAAUCUGGAUGAGCUGCCCUGGAGUGCCAUGACUAAUGAUGAACAGGUGGAAUAUAUUGAAUAUCUGAGUCGAAAAGUAAGCACAGAGAUGGGACUUCGGGAGCAACUUGAUAUAAUCAAAAUCAUCGACCCGAGUGCACAGAUAUUGCCAACAGACAGCGAGUUCAUCAUUGAACUGAACUGCCUCACAGAUGAAAAGCUCAAACAGGUGAGGAGCUACAUCCGUGAGCACAGUCCACGGCAGCGUCCAAACAUGACACGGGAUAACUGGAAGAGGAGCAUGGCGAGCAGUGGCAGCACCAGUGGUGUGAGUGCCCACAGCAGCAGUAAUGCCAGCAUGGUCAGCAGUACCAGCAGUAGUACUGCUUCCACAGGCUCCAAUUCCUCCACAAACAUUAGCCGUGCACACAGUGAUGGAAACCUGGCCACUGCUGCAGAGCGAAUACGAGACUCAAAGAAACGCUCCAAGCAGAGGAAAAUGCAGCAAAAGGCUUUACGCAAGCGACAGCUGAAGGAGCAGAGACAGGCUCGCAAGGAGAGAUUGAGCGGCCUCUUCCUGAACGAGGAGGUGCUUUCACUCAAAGUCACAGAGGAGGAAGACCAUUGUGAUGAUGUUGAUGUGUUGAUGUGACGAGAGUGAAUUAUUCAGUGUUCCUUUUAAGCCUCUUCCAUGCAGCAUUAUUUACUCUGUCUCUUUUAAACUCUGUGUUUCGCUUGUCUGAAGCAACAUCAUGACUGAAAACACCCAAACAUUAAAUACACACAAUCAGAAUUGUGUAGGGUUGCACCAGGUGUUUGUUUUAUUUUGGAUAUCCACACUAGAGGCUUUGUAACUGCAAGCUAGUUAUACAAAACAAAUCAUUUGGACUAUUUGUUCUUAAAUGUAUGCAUAGUCAUAAUGUGACGUUUACCAUCCAAUAGUAUCCUUUAAAAGUUGAUUUCAACCAAUUUCGUAACUAUGCCUAAAAAUGUUUCCAUUGAAAUAUGACACUAAUUAAUCAGGAUUUAUUACACUGUAGUUAUUAUAUUAUAGGCCGAUCUACUGUAAAUAACUUUCAGAACUAUUUGAAAUUAAUAAGCUCUAAUUACAUGCUGAUAAAUAAAAAAAAACCAUAAAAAAUGGCAUUAAUUUUUUAAGAUUUAAAGUUUUAUUUGACUGAUGCACACAGAGGUGCGCUCUUAAGGUCAGGUUUAUGGGGAAGUGCUUCGAACAAAGCAAUUCAUUCACAUAAUGUUCCUCCGGAAUA